Molecule: messenger RNA, 989 nt
Organism: Arabidopsis lyrata subsp. lyrata
Lineage: Eukaryota; Viridiplantae; Streptophyta; Magnoliopsida; Brassicales; Brassicaceae
Product: dephospho-CoA kinase
Exons: 4
Coding region: 186-884 (232 amino acids)
Biological process (GO): coenzyme A biosynthetic process
Molecular function (GO): ATP binding; dephospho-CoA kinase activity
Source: RefSeq, a predicted model, not a curated record
CACACAAAAUUGCUAAUCUCGUCACUUUAAUAUUUAUUAUCAGUCAAAUUAUCCAAAAUUGUGACCAUCUCCGUCGUCGAUUUCUUCGUAUUCCGGUGGCUGAGGAGCAUUUGUUUAGGUUUUCUCAGACAAACACUGUGAGAAAAUUUUAAGUGUUCCUGAGGAGUAAAAGAGGAAAAAGGAGAAUGAGAAUAGUCGGGUUAACGGGAGGCAUAGCGUCUGGGAAGAGUACAGUCUCCAACCUCUUCAAGGCUAGUGGCAUUCCCGUUGUUGACGCUGAUGUUGUUGCUCGAGAUGUAUUGAAGAAAGGAAGCGGUGGUUGGAAAAGAGUAGUUGCAGCUUUUGGUGAGGAGAUUCUGCUUCCUAGUGGAGAAGUGGAUCGUCCAAAACUCGGUCAGAUUGUGUUUUCAUCUGGUUCUAAGCGCCAACUUCUAAACAAACUGAUGGCUCCAUACAUAUCAAGUGGUAUCUUUUGGGAAAUUCUGAAACAAUGGGCGAGUGGUGCUAAAGUGAUAGUUGUCGAUAUCCCUUUGUUGUUCGAAGUGAAGAUGGAUAAAUGGACUAAACCUAUUGUGGUUGUGUGGGUUAGUCAAGAAACACAGCUUAAGAGACUAGUGGAGAGAGAUGGACUGAGUGAGGAAGAUGCAAGAAAUAGAGUGAUGGCUCAGAUGCCGUUGGAUUCGAAAAGAAGCAAAGCUGAUCUUGUGAUCGAUAAUAAUGGCUCUCUCGACGACCUCCACCAACAGUUCGACAAGGUUUUGUCUGAAAUCAGAAAACCCUUGACGUGGAUCGAGUUUUGGCGUUCAAGGCAAGGAGCCUUCUCGGUCAUUGGUUCGGUGAUUUUAGGAUUAUCUGUUUGCAAACAGCUCAAAAUUGGCUCUUAACAUUUUGAUUUUUUUCUGAUUUUUCAAUGAUGCAAACUGUAAGUCAUCACUUCUGUUACUGUUAAUAAAUUUCUUGUAAGAAUCUUUCAACUUUCAUAUAUUUAA